Messenger RNA from Lytechinus variegatus (green sea urchin), 1233 nucleotides. RefSeq lists its product as uncharacterized. The record is from RefSeq and is a predicted model, not a curated record. Bases 146 to 898 code for a protein of 250 amino acids. Lineage: Eukaryota; Metazoa; Echinodermata; Echinoidea; Temnopleuroida; Toxopneustidae. The transcript has 5 exons.
UUGGUCGGAAAGGACUCAAAAGCUGUCAAAACUAACUUCAACUCGUGAAAAGUUUACAAUAAUCACCUUAAAAUCAAAACAGGAGGUCUUUACUUGUGAGAUUAUUUCAUUCUAGGUUUGAGACUGGAAAGAGAUUGAAGCGAAGAUGCCUGUUCCUCUAUCAGUUUACAGUGUCCUAACGCCAGGCGUCGACUUUCAAAAUGGAAGUCGGACAGAGGAUCAACGCCGAGAAAGGGUUCGUAACGUUCUGAAGUCUCCUGUUGUCUUUCUAGCCGUUUUCUUCAACCUAUUAUUCGCUCUAUUCGUUCUCUUUGUUCUGAGCAAUUAUACCCGAGAACCACCGUGUGAUGCGAUGGAUCAACCUGGAAUCCUGACCACUCCUGCAGCUCCCAUAGAUAAGUCUUUUCAUCGUGUUGGAACAUACAACCAUCAUCAUUUUGACGAGAACUGUCAUUAUGACCAUACCCUUAACAUCCUAUCUGUGGAAUUGAAAGGAGACGGCUACGGGGAGAAUGCAACCAUAAUCUAUGAUUUCUCUCGGCGACUAAUGACUUACAAGCUAACCCGGAAGCAGAUAUGUUUUCUUGGAGUAAUUGAUGAGGUCAUUGAUGUCGAAGUUAUUCAAGACGGUGAUUCAGUUAAUCUUCCUGAGACGACCGGGAGCAACUUUACAUCAAGCGGGGUCAUCCCGGAUGGGUUCUUGCGCCUCAACACAUCACCGGUCGUUGCCUUACAUUGCGCCAAUUUCGAGACGUAUUGGGUCGAACCGGUCGAUGCGUCAUCGAGAGUGAGAACGGUACGCCAUCAUACUCAUACCACUACUACAACUACCACUACCACCACGUCAGACGGAAAGACAACUACUACCACUACUACAACUACAACUUCCCAGCAAUAGAUGGGCGUUGCCUCGCGGAGCAUCGGCGUUUAUUCAUCAAUGACUGGUUGGCUUGCGUCAAUGUUUGUGUUGGCAUUAUAUGCCGGUUGUAAUCAGAUAUUCUCAAUUAAGCCAAUGAACCAAUUGAACUUCAACUAAAAUUGGUCGCCGGGACAAAGCGAGCAAAUUAAGGGCUUAUUUCACAGUGAAUAGAAAUAUAAUGCAUCAUAAUGCCUUGAUUCGUCGAAUAGACAAGGAAAAGAAAUAAAUAUCAAAUUUCAAUUCCCUCUCUGUGCGCGUGAUCGGCGCAGGCAAUAUCUUUGAGUUUGUUGUUUGACGCAUGCAGUAUAAGACUG